This is a messenger RNA of Chinchilla lanigera (long-tailed chinchilla), 3414 nucleotides long. RefSeq names its product BRCA1-associated ATM activator 1 (gene Brat1). Bases 127 to 2640 code for a protein of 837 amino acids. NCBI's taxonomy places the organism in Eukaryota, Metazoa, Chordata, Mammalia, Rodentia, Chinchillidae. Gene Ontology annotation, molecular function: protein binding. The record is from RefSeq and is a predicted model, not a curated record. Gene Ontology annotation, cellular component: nucleus. Gene Ontology annotation, biological process: positive regulation of protein phosphorylation; DNA damage response; cell population proliferation. The transcript has 14 exons.
GGAUGGAGGCCUGAGACGACGUGGGGCGGGGCCGCGGCGACGUGGGGCGGGGCUUGAGGCGGCGCGGGGCGGGACCUGCGGAGGAAGCGCCGGACGGCUCUGGUGAGGGAAAACUGUGGCCUCAUCAUGGACCCCGAAUGCUCCCGCCUUCUUCCGGCUCUCUGUGCUGUUCUGGCAGAUCCCAGCCAGGCGGUGGCAGAUGACACCUGUUUGGAGAAGCUGCUGGACUGGUUUAAAACGGUGACCGAGGCUGGGUCCAGCCUGCUGCUGCUGCAGGAGAACCCUUGCCUGGUGGACCUGCUGUCCCAUGUGCUGGACCUGAAGCCACAGGACGUGAGCCCCAGGGUCCUCUCGUUUUCUCUGUGCCUGGCUGGAACAUUUGCAGCCCAGGAAGACUGCUUUGAGUACCUCCAGCAGGGACAAUUGUUGCUGGGGCUCUUUGGGGAGGCAGGACCCCUCAGCUGGGCUGCCUGGAGUGUCCCCACUGUACGCAGUGGCUGGAUCCGGGGCCUGAGAUCUCUGGCACGACACCCUAGUGGCCUGCACUUCCUGGGGGACAGUGGUGCGCUUGAUGCCCUCUUCUCCCUGCAGGGAGACUCCAGCCUGUUUGUGGCCUCUGCUGCCAGUCAGCUCCUGGUGCAUGUCCUGGCUUUGUCCAUGCAAGGCAAGGCCGCAGGGUCCCCUAGCCCACAGGGCAGUGCCUGGCCCACCUGCGCCCAGAAGAUUGUGGACCAUGUGGAAGCGUGCUUGUGUUCCACAGCUGCCCCGCAAGUCACUCAGGCCCUGAACGUCCUCACCACCACCUUUGGGCGCUGCCACAGCCCCUGGACCGAGGUCCUCUGGGGGCAGCUGAGUCCCCUGGUAGCCCACCUGCUGGAGAGUGACCCCAUUCCAGCCGCACACUCGCUGGUGGACCUCCUCCUCAGUGUGGCCCGGUCAGGUCCCCGGGACAUGGCGGUGGGGGGCCCAAGUUCUCCUGUGUUUGCUUCUGCAGACUGUGGCCUGUGGGAGACUAUGGCCCGGAUGCUGAGCUGUCUGAGCCCCACACAAGCUGGGCCUCUGGCCUUAGGGACCCUGAAAGUUCAGCACUGUCCACAGGCACUGAAAUCCCAGGCCUUCAAGAUCCUCCUGCAGCCCCUGGUCUGCAUCCUGAGAGCCACUGCUCAGGCCCCUGGACCCCCAGGCCUACUGGAUGAGACCACUGAGGGCGGCUCCAUGACGGUGGACACACUCCUGUCCUCCAAGUCGGCCUGUGUGGGGCUCCUGUGCCAGACCCUGGCCCAUCUGGAGGAGCUGCAGCCGCUGCCUCAGCGCCCCUUGCCCUGGCCCCAGACACUCCUAGUGGAAGCCGCAGUGAUCGUCCUGCAGCUCUGUGAUGGCUUGGCAGCCCCCAGCUCCAGUGAGGGGGGCCGCCUCUGUGGGGCCCUGGCAGGCUGCGUUCGAGUCCAGCGAGCAGCCCUUGACUUCCUGGGGACACUGUCUCAGGGAACAAGCUCCUGGGAGCUGAUGCCGCAGGUGUUCGCUGUCCUCUUGGAGACCCUCGAGAGCCCCGCCUCCAGCCCAACGGUUCUGAAGAAGGCCUUUCAGGCCACACUCAGGUGGCUGCUGGACUCCCCCUCACCCCCUACCUGUUUGAACCUUGGCCCACAUGCCCCACUCUUCCUCAAAGAGCUAUUCCCUGUGCUGCAGAAGCGCCUGUGCAGCCCCUGCUGGGAGGUGAGGGACUCAGCGCUGGAGUUCCUGACGCAUCUGACCGCCUGCUGGGGAGGAGAGGCUGACUUCAGGGAGGUGCUCCUUGCUUCCGAGGUACCCAAGCUUACCUGGCAGCUCCUCCGAGACCCUGAGAGCUACGUCCGUGCAAGCGCAGUGACCGCCAUGGGGCAGCUCUCCAGCCAGGGCCUGCAGGCUGCCUCUGAAAGCUCUGGGCAUCCAGAAGGCCAGCAGGGCCUGGUCGGGGAGCUCCUGCAUAUCCUGUCCGUGGACUCAGAGGGCUUCCCGCGAAGGGCGGUUGCUCGAGUCUUCACUGAGUGGCUGAGGGACAGCCAUGCAGAUGUGACCCGGGACACACAGUGGUUUGUAGCUACCGUGCUCCAGAUGGUGAGCCGGGACCUGGACUGGGAAGUCCGGGCACAGGGGCUAGAGCUGGUGCAGGUGUUCCUGGCCCAGACACUGGGGCAGCCCAACCCCAACUGUCCCUAUGCGGUAACCCUGCCCAAGGUCACCCCUCCCAGCCCCCUCCCUGAGGUGCUGCGGACUCUCUGCCAGCUGCACAUCUUUGACUUUGUCUUUCGUGCUUUGUUUGACUGUGAUCGACCGGUGGCCCAAAAGGCUUGUGACCUGCUCCUCUUUCUGAAGGACAAGACUGCUCCCUGCCGGGGCCUGCAGGAGCCUGGGGAUAGCUCUGAUGUGACAUCUGUGGAGGCCACCCUACAGAGGUGGCAGGCGGGCGAGCAGGGCGAGCCCCUGGGCAACCUGGAGCCCGAGGAGGUGCUGGCUGCCUUGAGGUCCAUGGACCUGAAGGGCCUCCAGAGCAGGCUGGCUGAGAGCAGCGACCACGUGGAGAAGAGCCCCCAGUCGCUCCUGCAAGAUGUGCUGGCCACGGUGGCCGUGCUGGAGGAGAACGUGGCUGACUGCUACUGAAGCCGUGUGCCUUCGGGCUCCGGCCAGCACUGGCUGCACAAGGGACACCCCUCAACAGAUUAGAAAACCUCACAUUUUGACGAAUUAUUAAAAAAAAACCUCAUUUUCUAUGUAAAACAUUCCAAAUCAAUUUUGCUUGUGGCUUAAGCCCAAGUUAGGGUUCUAUUCUGCCCAUGGCUGUCAACUUCCCCGCUUCCUGUUCACAGAGGAGCCCACCUCACCUCACUAUGUGUGCUCUGUGUGCCCCCUUGGUGGAUCUGUGACCCCUCAGAGAAGGUUCCCUGCUUGCCUCCUGCUGUAUGUGUCUGUCUUCAUCCCACACUGACAGAGUUGCCCUAGCUCCAUAGUAGACAGUGACGUCAGGCAGUAUGAUGCCUGCGGCUUCUGCUUUUCUUCCUCAGAAUUGCUUUAUUUUUGGGGUCUUUUGUACUGCCAUAUGAACUUUGGGGUUGCUCUUUCUGUUGCUGUUAAAAUACACUGAGAUUUUGGUAGAAAUGACAUUGAGUCCAUGGGACACUUGGGAGAGUAUGGCCAUUUUGACACCAUCACUGAUCGCAACCCUGGAACUCAGGGUAUUUUUAAUAUAUUUGGGUCAUAUUGGUUUCCUUCAUCCAUGUCUCAGCAUUUUCAAUGUGCAGGAUUUUCAUCUCCUUAAAUUUAUUCCUAAAUACUUUAUUCUUUUUUCUUUGUGUGUGUGUGUGUAUGUUAAUGGGGAUUGAAAUCACAGGUAAUCUACCACUGCAAUGCAGCCCCAGCCCUUUGUAUUUUUUAUUU